This is a messenger RNA of Phytophthora nicotianae INRA-310, 393 nucleotides long. RefSeq lists its product as hypothetical. Bases 1 to 393 code for a protein of 130 amino acids. The transcript has 2 exons. Lineage: Eukaryota; Oomycota; Peronosporomycetes; Peronosporales; Peronosporaceae. The record is from RefSeq and is a predicted model, not a curated record.
AUGAGUUGGAUCAUCAAGAGCAAUUUUUUGCCUCUUCAUUUUUGCAAGGACGCAGAAACACGCAGAUACACUAAUCUAGAGCGCAUCAUCCAAGAGACGCUGUACCACGUGUUAGAGAGCGUGACGCGUCACGUAGAGGCGGCACUCAAGGUCGGCAUGCCGGAGCGGCACGGCAUGAUAAUCGACGGGUGGUCGUUUAGCUCGGAGCACUAUCUGGCCGUGUCCUGCUGCUUUAAAAUGGCAGGAACAGCACAAUACCCGCUGCUGGCCAUGGCACUACUGGUGAACUACCGGAUGGAUGACCACUCCGCAGCGACCCACCUGACGUUUCUACGUGAGAUGCUGAUGCGGGACUAUAACAAGCGUGUAGAGGACUGCCUGUUUAUUGUAUGA